AUGGGGUAUAUGGUGAAGCCAAAACUGAGAACAUGGGGCUCUAUUUUCCUGUCCAUCGGUGAGGCGGCGGAGGGUGGCAGACCCUGCGCAGUGGUAUUUUCAUCUGGCAGAGCCUGGUGUACAGCCAGUUUGGUAUUUUCAUGAACUGAGGCACACCGAGGUCCGCCAGGCUGGGCGUGGUGGCGUGGCAGAGGGAGGUGUCGACAGAAUCAGCUGGUGCAGUGACAUUUUCAUGCUCGCCGGUGGCGUAUGAAGUGCGCUGAAAGCUUACCGAUUCAAACCUGGGGCUCUAUUUCGUGCCUCACCGGAGACAUGCCGCAGGCACGGCUUAAGUCAGGUCCACCGCGCCGACAAGGCGUUUCCAAGCACAAUUUGGUAUUUUGGUGAGCGGCGCAGCUCUAACUCAGCUCCUCCCAGCUGAGUAAGUCAUUGCGAGGGAGGAGAGCGGGCGUGGAGUGGAUUUAACACAGCCGAGACCAGUUUUCACCAAUCACAUAAGCUCCUCUCCUGGCCUUGAAAUCCGCCACUGGCGAGGCGUAUUACUAUUUUCGUGAAGUAGUCAAAGAGAUCAAGAGAUGUCUGAAGACAGUAAUGCCACACGAUGUAGACAGAAGGCAGCUCCUCAACAAGUGUCACUGGAAACGCUGCAGAGGCCGUCCUUCACACUCUUUCCCAGAUGGAUUUGGUUUGUGUAAUGUUGGACCCACCAGUAAGACAAACACCCUUUUCCACAAAUAAAGACACUCACAUAAAGUUGCAUAUAUUUAAACCUCACGUGACAAAGGUGGGUUGUGCGCACAGAUCACAUCAUAAAUUCCAAUAAUGGCAUUAAAAUCAGAACCAUCUGUGCGUAAUGACGCAUCGCGCUCAGUGGUCUGGCUCUUUCUUUCAUAGAUGUUGGCAUAUUAAUUAAAUUUGUCUCCCAAAACUGAAUAUUAUAAUAUUCGUAUGUAGGCUUACAAUAAACAACUCAUCUGAUCACUUAAACAAAUCAUCUGUUCAGCCGCCGCAGCAGCUGCAGCUGCAGCAGGACAGGGAGAGGACACAGAGACAUGUUCAGGUCGAGCUUCAUGAGAAAUAAGAGGUCUUGGCUGUGUUAAACCAACUCCACGCCCUCUCUCUUCCCUUCCUACAAGUUACGCCGCUGGGAGGAGCUGAGUUAGGGAGGGGGGAUACUUACGCCGGGCUGCGCCGCUCACCAAAAUACCAAAUUGUGCUUGGGAACGCCUUGUCGGUGCAGCGGACCUGACUUACGCCACGCCUGCGGCACGUCUUCGGUGAGGCAUGAAAAUAGAGCCCAUGUGUAAUUAAUAGUGUCUUAUAAAGCCCCUGGGCUGGGCAUAUUGUAUAUUAAUGACACAAUAACAUAGUCUGCCUAUCAGCUCAAAUUUGAAAGAGUAAAGAUGGAUCAGAACCAGUAACUAUGCAUUUUUUAUAGGUUUAUAUUCUUAAAUGCUGAUGGUUUAACUCUGGAAAUUUGAAUCACGACUUAUAUGGUUAUACUAUGUGAAUAAACUGUGUGUGUGUGUGUGUGUGUGUGGGGGGGGGGGGCGCUAGUCAAACAGUCAUGCCCUUAAUUAUGUUUAAUAAUACAUCACUCAUACCUCUGCACAUUAAUAUUCAACCUCUUUUUUUUUAUAAGUUUGAAUACUGAUCAAAGUACUUCUUAAAACAGAAUUUGACAGUUUGCUAAUUCUUUAAAAGGUUGUCAAAAAUAAUGCAACUAUCAAAUGUAGAAAGUAAAGCCUCUUUUUAUUGUUUCAAAAAAGCACAUUUAACACUAUCCUUUUAACAGCAGUCUCUUUAAAUUUGGGAGCAGGGGUGGCCAGUUUCAAGAGUCUAGAGACUGAAGUGUUGCCAAACUCCUCAAGGGGUUUUGGGACUGAAGGGAGGUCAAUCUGUUUAUAUGUGCGUACACUCCACCUCCCUAUCUCCACCUGGUACCUGCAGAAUCAUUAGUCUCCAUUUUUAACCGGUUUUAAAAAACUUUUAAGAUUUUAUUCGAUUUUAAAAUGUUCUGAUUGCUUUUAACAUUUUGUUCUUUGAGCAAAGGAUUAUUUUUAUCUUUUUGCUUUUACUGGACAAAAGGUUUUCGUCAUCACACUGGGAUUUUAUGCACUCUUGCUGAGUUAGCUACAUGGCACCCAUGGAGGCUUCCACCAUAGACACUUCCUUACCUGCUGAAGUUGGUCAACAACUUAAAAGAGCCCAGUGAAGAGAUCCCUGAUCCUCUGGAGGACAUUGGUCGACUCUCAGACGAGCUGCAGAAGAAGGACUCACUCCUGGCCACUUUUAAAUCUCGGCUCCCGGCGUUGUCCAGCUGGUUGGAGAGCAGACAGACUAUCGAGCUGCCACAGCAUAGCACUACCGCUGCACUGAGGGACACCGUCAUCUGGGAGCCUUCCCCCAUCCACCUGUCAGUGGCCCUCCAGCUCUACUCCCAACAAAGGGACCCCCUGGUAUGAGGUAGUGGUCCACAAUCGGAAGAAGGCUUCUGGCGGGUCUCCGUGCGGGGUAUCCUCCUCCAUCGGCAUCCCCCUCUCUAACAAAUAUUGGGCUCUGUCCAUGAUUGUGGAGCCACUGGACCAGGGCCCUGAUGAUCCUGAGGCCUCCCCGAGGGAUGCUGUGCGCCCGCUGACAGACACCACAGCCUUCCCUCCACUCAUGGCUGCCUGUGCCCCACCGGAUCGACGUCCAGCGCCGGGCCGUCCAGUGCCGUGCCGCUCGCCUCCGUCCCCCUGUCCCUCAGUCCAGCGGAGGCGGCUCCUCAAGGACGCGCUGCAGUGGCACACUGGAUGUACUCAUCCCCCGGGCGCCUGACGGGGAGGACGGAUCCACCGAGCCAGCCGCCCCCCUCAGGCAACACGCCACGACACUCCUCAUCGGGUACUCCAUCAUCCGGAACGUACGUCUGAGGGGAGCAUUCACCCUGUCCUUUCCCGAUGCCACUGUUGCAGACAUCACGGAGAAAAUCCCAAGCGCCCUGAAUUCACAUCCGCAGGUAAACAGGGUCGUCAUACAUGUGGGCACCAAUGACACCCCCAGACAACAGUCCGAGCUUUUAAAGCGUGAUUUCACACAGCUUUUUAACAAACUCUCACGGCCCCAGCUGCGCGUUUUUAUCUCUGGCCCCACCCUUACCUGUGGCAGAGGUAUUGGGCGCUUCAGCAGGCUGCUCAGCCUAAACACCUGGCUCUCAUCAGCCUGCAGUUCCCACAAUGUCGGCUUUGUUGACAAUUUCAGUGCUUUUUGGGAGAGGAGACAUCUUUUUGGUUCAGAUGGUCUUCAUCUUAAUAGAGCUGGCACCCGCGUGCUGGCCGCCAACCUGGCAUACGAUCUACAACACACUCAACUGUCACUUUCCUCCCAUCACCCCAAACGUACACCGACUGACCUUUCUGCCACUGAUUGA
Messenger RNA from Xyrichtys novacula (pearly razorfish), 3412 nucleotides. NCBI's taxonomy places the organism in Eukaryota, Metazoa, Chordata, Actinopteri, Labriformes, Labridae. The record is from the annotation of a GenBank genome assembly.